This is a messenger RNA of Caenorhabditis remanei, 978 nucleotides long. RefSeq lists its product as uncharacterized. NCBI's taxonomy places the organism in Eukaryota, Metazoa, Nematoda, Chromadorea, Rhabditida, Rhabditidae. The transcript is spliced from 8 exons. Gene Ontology annotation, cellular component: endoplasmic reticulum. The record is from RefSeq and is a predicted model, not a curated record. Bases 1 to 978 code for a protein of 325 amino acids.
AUGCACUUACUUGACAAACUGAUAAAAUUUGAUGCUGGUCCUGGUCAACAUGUUCCAGCUAACCAACUGUUCCGCUUCGAAUCGACUGGUCACCUCGUCCUCAAUGAUAGCUUCCAUUCCAGCUUUCACGAAAUCCACGGAAUCUCGGAUCGCAGCCCAUCCUCGACUUCUGACAAACACCUCAUCAGGAAUGUCUUCAGAAAAGUUGUCGUCAAGAUGAAGUUUCUUCUUCUUGCUCUUCUGGCAGUAGCCGUUCUUGCCAAAAAGGGAGAUGAUGAAAUCAAGGAUUUGUCACACGGAUACCCAAGUGCCAUCGAAUGGGUUGAGUUUGAUAAGGCUGUUGGAAUCGCUAAAGACUUGAACAAGCCAAUCUUCUUCCUCAUUCACAAGACUUGGUGUGGAGCUUGCAAAAACCUCAAGCGUGAACUAAAGAGCUCUCCAAAAACCGAUGAGCUCAUCAUUCUUUCUCGCAAAUUUGUCAUGGUCAAUGUUGAGGAUGAUGAAGAACCAGAGGACCCGAAAUAUUCCCCAGACGGUGGAUACAUUCCAAGAAUUCUCUUCCUUGAUACUGAUGGAAACCCAUUGAAGACCAACAACGAGCAAAAGUACAAGAACAACAAGUAUUUCUACCCACUUCCAGCUCAAAUAAUUGAUGGAAUGGAGAGAGCGCUUUUGGAAUUCGGAGGUGAAGAGGAGCCAGCCAAGGGAGAAGUGAAGAAAGAGGAAGCCAAGAAGGAGGAAACCAAGAAAGAAGAGAAGGUUGAGAAGAAGAAGGAGGAGAAGAAGGAUAAGAAGAAGGAGGAGAAAGCUGAGAAGAAGGACAAGAAGGAAGAGAAGAAGAAGGAUGAUAAGAAGAAGGAUAAGAAGAAGGAGGAUAAGAAGGACAAGAAGGAUAAGAAGGACAAAAAAGAUAAGAAAGAUAAGAAAGACAAAAAGGACGACAAAAAAUCCAAGAAGAACAAGAAGGAGGAACUCUAA